ACCUGUGGGGUUUGUUUUUUUUUUGGGGGGGUGUGUGUGUGUGUUAUCCCUGUGACGGGGACUCGUUGUCCUUGUUGAGGGGGGGGCAACUUGCCAGCUCCUCCCAGGUACGAGCCGCAACGCCGGAUGCCUGGGGGCUCCCUGCCCAAAUUCCCGGCUGAUCCCAAGACCUGCCCCAACCCGCCCGAAGGACCGUGGUGGGCGAGCGAGGGGGGUCCUCGGGGGCCUUCCUCACCUCCUGCCUGCCGCCUCCUCUUCCUCCCCGGUGUCGGCGGCCCCGGUGAGCCCUUUACCGGAAGGAGGAGUGGUUUCCCCCCCCCCUACACCCGGUACCAACCCGCGGGACACGCACCCAACGGGCCAACCCUCCCCGUCGGCGACGCCACCGCCUGUCCCUGUCACCACCGGGGCCAGGAGUGGGCCCGGCCAGGGGGAAGCCAAGGUGGCUCCCGUCAAGGGAAGGGAUGCUCAGCCCCUAGCACCCCCGGCGUGGUGAGGAUGUCGGCCAUCCCCGAGGCGUUGGGGCGCCCCCGGAGCAGCUCCUCCCGCAGCCUGGCCGGGACGUUGGAGUCCACCCUGGGCAUGGGCACCUUGGAGAUGGAGAAGGAGCGCAUCCUCAAGGUCUGCUUCUACAGCAACAGCUUCAACAUGGGCAAGAACUUCAAGCUGGUGAAGUGCUCGGUGACGACGGAGAUCCGGGAGGUGAUCAGGUCCAUCCUGGUGAGCGGCCGCAUCGGGCCCGACAUCAAGUUGGCCGAGUGCUACGGGCUGCGCCUGAAGCACGUCAAGUCAGAUGAGAUCCACUGGCUGCACCCGGACCUGACGGUGGGCGAGGUGCAGGAGAAGUACGAGUGCCUGCACCUGGAGGCCGAGUGGAGGUACGAUCUCCAAAUCCGCUAUCUGCCGGAGGAUUUCAUAGAGCGCUUCCAAGAGGACAGGACCACCUUGCUCUACUUCUACCAGCAGGUCAGAAGCCUUGUGAGCAUCCCCUGCCAGAAUCCCUGCCUGCAUCCCCUGCAAGUACCUCCUCUGAGCAUCCUGUACGAGUAUCCCCUGAAGGAGGUGGGCCUGGACCUCUUCUUCCCCAGCCAGAUGCAGGAGAACCUGAAGCUCCACGUGCAUAUCCAUGUCUGCAG
Messenger RNA from Calidris pugnax (ruff), 1136 nucleotides. Its product is annotated as protein-tyrosine kinase 2-beta-like. Gene Ontology annotation, cellular component: cytoskeleton. The transcript is spliced from 7 exons. The record is from RefSeq and is a predicted model, not a curated record. The annotation marks the transcript as partial. NCBI's taxonomy places the organism in Eukaryota, Metazoa, Chordata, Aves, Charadriiformes, Scolopacidae.